AUGACGUCCAAAUUUGCAAAUUUUGUUACUAGACAAAAUAUUAUUUUACCAAGUGUUAUAAGAUCCAUUAGGUGUCAACAACAUGAAAAACUAUUUAUACAACAAAACCAAAAUCAAUGGCAACACCAACAUCAGCAACAAAUUAGAUUAUUUUCACUUACAUCAUGUUUUCAAAAAGAAGAAAAUACUAGUAAAUCUCAAUUAAAAUUUACUGGUGACAACAAACUUAGUUGGAAUGAUUAUUUUGCACUUCGACGUAAAAGGCGUUUGACAGAAAGAUUAGUGGCCAUUCCUUCAACUAUCGGGGCUUUAGGUGGAAGUUUAGUGUAUGUUGCCACGAGAGAAUAUGACCCUACACUCAUAUUUGGACAAGAACCUCUCUUAAUAUAUGCAAUUGGAACUGUUUUAUGUACUGUGUCUAGUUUAAUAUUGGGGCCAAUUAUUGGAAGUUCUAUUUGGAAAUUGUUUCAUUCCAAAGAAGUUAAAUUAAUUGAAGAGAAAGAUAAGGAUUUUUAUGAACAUAUUAAAAAAAAUAGAGCAGAUGCAUCAUUGCAUUCACUUAGAAAUCCAGCACCUGAUUAUUAUGGAGAAAAAAUUAAAUCGGUAACAGACUAUCGCAAAUGGUUAAGGAAACAACGAGACAUUAUUAGAAAAGGAACCUUUCAUAUUGGAGAAUAUGAUAAUUGA
Messenger RNA from Entrophospora sp. SA101, 687 nucleotides. The record is from the annotation of a GenBank genome assembly. NCBI's taxonomy places the organism in Eukaryota, Fungi, Glomeromycota, Glomeromycetes, Entrophosporales, Entrophosporaceae.